Molecule: messenger RNA, 909 nt
Organism: Penicillium canescens
Lineage: Eukaryota; Fungi; Ascomycota; Eurotiomycetes; Eurotiales; Aspergillaceae
Product: WD40 repeat domain-containing protein
Exons: 1
Coding region: 1-909 (302 amino acids)
Molecular function (GO): protein binding
Source: RefSeq, a predicted model, not a curated record
AUGGCAACCCCUCCGACAACCCCCGUCGGGGAGUUAGUCCUCUCCAAAACCCUCAACGGCCACACCGGCUGGAUCUGGGACGUCACCCUAUCACCCAAUGGCGAAAUCCUCGCCUCGGUAUCGAACGACAUGAUGAUCCGCCUCUGGAACGCCGGAACUGGCCUGCAGCGCGGCGCGGCCAAAGAUAACGGCCACUCCAGCUGGGUGCGCGCCGUGCGCUUCUCGCCCAUGGGUCGACUGCUCGCUACGGCCUCGGAUGAUAUGUCUGUUCGCAUCAGCGACGCCAAUACCGGCUUCACUUAUCGCAUGCUCAAGGGCCACACGGGGAAAGUGCGCGCGGUCGAGUUCGCCCCUGAUGGACGGACUGUUGCCUCCGCGUCGGAUGAUUAUACUGUUCGGUUAUGGAACGCCAGCUCGGGCGCGCUCCUGAAAACCUUUACGGGCCAUUUCGGUUGGGUGCGUGCUGUGGCGUUCUCACCGGAUGGGAAGACUAUCGCUUCGACUUCUGACGAUCACUCGGUACGGCUUUGGGAUGCGGCUACUGGGAAUCAACUGCACCAGAUGAAUGGGCAUUCUGCGUCCAGUCGGGCGGUCUGCUUUUCUCCUGAUGGUAAGCUGGUCGCGUCUGGGUCGCUAGAUAAGACGGUGCAUAUUUGGGAUACGGCUUCUGGGGCUCUACUUCAUGUUCUUGGUCAUUCGGGUCCUUUGCGCUUGAUGGCUUUCUCGGGGGAUGGGAGGUGGAUGGCAUCUGCUGCGGAUGACUUGACGAUUCGGGUGUGGGAUGCGUCGUUUGCAUGUGUGCGCGUUGUCACUGGCUAUUCCGGCUGGGUUCGGGCUAUUAAACUCUCGCAUGAUGGACACUUGGUCGUUUAUACGUCCGAUGACAUGACCAUCAAGAUCUGGUCAUGA